GCCAUGUGGGAGGUGCUGAUCUCCGAGUACUGGGCUCUGCGGACAGUCAUGUUGGAGCUGGUCGACGUGCUGCAGGACCAGCGGCUGCGCAGGGUGUUCAGCUCUGCCAUGGAGGACGCCUGCAUCUACCCCAUGAUUCUGCUGGCCAGCGAUGACAUUGACAACAAGGAUUUUGCUGCCCUCUACAAUGCCCAGAGGUUCCUGAGGUGUCCCAGCCCGGUGAUGCUCUCGCUGGUGCUCACAGGCCUUGUGACACUACCAAAAACACCUGAAAUGGCAAGGAAAAUGCUGGUGCUGCUGCCCGACAUCAUGGAGAACUUGCUGGCAGCCAACGCUGAUGUCAGGAUGAAGGCCCUGAUGCUCUUUAACAACGUGAUUCAUCACAUGAAGAGGGAAGAGGCCAACCUCAUUGCUCUGAGGCUGGCGGAGAAGCUCCUGCCCCUCUUCGAUGAUGAGUGCAGCCGGGUGCGGGAGCUCUCCAUCAGCCUCUUCAAAGAUGUGAUGAAGACCGUGGUGGGGAGAAACACCAAAAAAAUGGAGGAGAAAGUGCAGGGUGUGGUGCUGCCGCUGUUCUUCCACACCAACGAGAAGAUCGAGAGCGUCUCCAAGGCUUCCUGGAACACCCUCCGUGCCUCUGCAGAGUUCCUGGGCUGGAGGAGGCUCAGCUUCCUGGCUGAGACAGAGCAGGCACACCAGAUCAGAGAGUGCUUGAUAACGCACAAGAGGAACAGCGUGGACGAGUAUCUGCGCCAGAGCCUGCCCUACGUGGAGAACCCUCAGGCCACCGUGCGGGAGGAGGCCGUCAGGUUCAUCGGUCUUGCUGCGCGGCACCAGAGGAUCCUCAGGCUGGAGAAGCUGUGGGACAUCUGCCACAGUGCCCUCCAGUCCUUGGGCAAAGACGCUGAGUUCUCCAUCAGGUCCCUGGCAGCUCAGACCAUCCUCAUCCUGACAGCUCUAAAGCAGAAGCCAAAGUCAGGAUGGAGCCUGUGGUCACUGUGCUGCUGCGCCUGAUGAGUCUCGG
Messenger RNA from Athene cunicularia (burrowing owl), 1021 nucleotides. RefSeq names its product maestro heat-like repeat-containing protein family member 7. The record is from RefSeq and is a predicted model, not a curated record. NCBI's taxonomy places the organism in Eukaryota, Metazoa, Chordata, Aves, Strigiformes, Strigidae. Gene Ontology annotation, cellular component: cytoplasm. The coding region runs from base 4 to 1011 and encodes 335 amino acids. The transcript has 8 exons.